UGUGAUUCUAAAUGCAAAUCAAGUUGUGUUUGUUUGGUUAACUUACUUGAUUUUUGUUGUAGUUAUGUGCUGCUGAGUUUUGCAUUUAAUAGAGUAAUGUAAAGAUGGUGCUAUAUUUGUGUUUUGGAAAACAAUUACUAUUAUGCUCUACUGCGUGGAGGGUAGUUUUCAGGAAACAGUCACUAGCCUUUUGACCCGCGAAGGCUUUCAUUCUCUCAAUGUAGAGCUGGAUUAUGCAUGCUUACCUUUGUGAAUUGCUUGGUUAUGCGUUUGGGACUUAGUGAUGUAUAAUUUAUGCUUGCAGCCUUAUGGGAAUGCAAAUUUUAUUUUUGGCACUGCUGAGAAUGAUUAUUAAGAUGUCGAAGUCUAAUAGACUUCCUCCUUUUGGAUUAAAUGAAUAUUGAUCCUUUGUUGAUCUCCUACCGUAUGUUUUCUGCAUUUCAGUGCUUAGGGCAUGAAAAGAGUUGUUUUGAAUUUUGUGUUGUAAUUGAUAUUAGAUGCCAAGGACUAUAUACCUUAUGAAGUAAUGAUCAUAUUUUUGCUCUAGAUUUUAGGGAAACAGAACUUAAAUCAUCCCUGCUAGAUUGGGAGUAAGGAUGUAAGGCCUGGUUGGGUUUCUGUAACUAAAGUGGUGUUGAUAUGAUAUUUCAGGAUUCUAUAGUUUUCAUACUUAAGUGACCCUCAAACAUUUGGGAUUUUGUUCUAACUGCUUUUUCUGAACUUGUCAUUGUUUAAAUGAUUCUUUAGUACCUUUUAUUUCUGUCCAAAAGGAAAUUUCUGAGAGAACUAUCCUUUUACUAAGGGAUAAAAUUAAUUGUUCAUUUAUUCUGAAUAUAAAAUUUAACACAAGUUACUCUGACCAUAUGGUCUGAGUAGUGUGUUCAGUAGGGCUGUUGAUCUCUUGUUAUUCAUUUGUAGGAAAAAAAUUACACUUGCUGAAUUCUUGUUAGUCUGAGCAUUUAUAUAUCCAGUACAAAGUGGAGUUACCCUGAAAUCAAAUGCAGGGUAAAAUAAAUACAAAAGUGAAGAUAUUUUUGAGUGCUUGAAACUAAAUGACUCCUAUUUGUCUUGUAAAGCUAUGCUUCGGGUAGCACCUGUACCUAGAUGCCCAGCUGUGGAUAUAUAUAUUUCUUAUGUGUCAGAAGAGCAAUUUUGCAUGAAUUUCUGAUUAAGCUUACCCAUUUCCAAUCUAACAGAAGACUAGGAGUUUUUUUUUCAUCAUUUCGGAGAGUAUUAAUGGGGACCAAGCUGGCUAUAGUGUAUAGAUGGUUUCUUCAUUGGUAUUUGGCAUCCUUUAUUUCUCAUUUGUUCGGUCAUAGUACUAUGACAGGAACACAUAGAUGAUGGCCUUAACUUUUUUGAGAUGAAAGCAUUAACUAGUUCUUGUGUUUUUCUGAUCUAAGAGUUUGCACUGUUCUCAGCUUCUGUAGAGGUUACUUACAUUCAUUUUGGUGUGACAAAGUUUAGAGGCCCUAGACAAAGUUAUCAGUAUUUGUUCUUACUUUUUGUUGAACAGCUAUAACAAAGCUUCUGAACAUUCUCUUAUGAUUUGCUUUUGCAACUUAAUUCUUUAGAACUACAACUGAAAUUUUUAUGCAUGUGAACAACAAACAGCACCUGUAACUCUUUUGAGUAAAAUUCGUAUGGAUGUGAACAACAAGAAACACCCAUAACUCUUUCACAUAAAAUUCUCACGCAUGCAAAAACAAGAAGCAUCCACAUGUAGGAAAGAGUUUUGCAGAAAGUUAUAUGCAAAAACAAGAAGCAAAGGAAUAUGCUAUUCCAACCUCUUAGAAAAUGGACAAGCUUAAGCAAUAAUCCAUGAGAAUAUAGAUUCUUUUAUUUUGGAAUGUGGCAUUUACAAAGAAUUUUUUGGGAGGUUUUCUCAUAUUGAAGAAGAUGUGGUGAAGAUUGCGGACAGAGGUAGGAUUGUCCUUGAUGGACAAUGAAACUUAACUAUCUCUAUAAUCCCUGCCACAUUUUCCCUUCAUUUGUUCUCACUGUAAGAGCAUGAUUGAUGUUAUUAUCCCGUUGAUUUGACCAUAGGUUGGACUGUCUAUCAGUGAUGUUUGUUUAGAUGGACUUUUGACUUCUCCAACAAUCAAGUGCGUGCAAUGGUUAUUAUCCACUGCUGGAUGCUGAUAGAUUUUGUUGGGGGUUCAAAUAGAUGUGCAUGUUUUGAUGAAUUCUUCUCAAUGGAGUUUGGAGCAGUUCAAUCUUAGUUGGAAUUUGUUGGUGCUGAUAUGAUUUGGUCUUCUGCCAAGUGUGAGAGAGCACCAUUUUGUGGGUUACUUGCCCAUUUGGAGGGGCAACUAGACAUAGUUUAGGUUUUCAAAAUUUUCCUUAACUUUUUCAAUCUCAAUGCAGGUUGUAACCCAUUUCCAGCUAUCACUUAAUAGUUAAUUUCAUCUGCAAGAGACGAUGUCUGAACUAGCUGCUGAACAUUCUGGUGCUCCACGCCUUGAGCCAAUAACCUCACAAGUUGUGGAAAAAGAAGAGAAGACUGUUGGUUUUGGGAAGGCUUCUCAAGGAAGCAACAUGUACAGGGGAGAAUCAUUUCAGGAAAAUGUUAGUGGCACUGAAGCCCUUGAUAAAGGGUACAUGAAAUACGGCUGCUCUCAUUAUCAGCGAAGGUGCAAGAUUAGAGCUCCUUGCUGCAAUGAAAUAUUUGAUUGCCGGCAUUGUCAUAAUGAGGCAAAAAACAAUAUUGAUGUUGACAAAAACCUUAGACAUGACAUCCCCCGUCAUCAAGUGAAAUGGGUUAUAUGUUCACUUUGUGGCACUGAACAAGAGGCUCAGCAAGUUUGCAUCAACUGUGGUGUUUGCAUGGGGAUAUAUUUUUGUGAAACAUGCAAGCUAUUUGAUGAUGAUACAUCUAAAAGACAGUAUCAUUGUGGUGGAUGUGGCAUUUGUCGAAUUGGCGGAGAGGAAAAUUUCUUCCACUGCUCUAAAUGUGGAUGUUGCUAUUCAAUCAUUUUGAAGGAUAGCCAUCCUUGUAUUGAAGGAGCAAUGCACCAUGACUGCCCUAUUUGUUUUGAGUAUCUGUUCGAGUCAAGAAAUGAUGUUACGGUCUUGCGUUGUGGCCACACUCUUCACAGGAACUGCUUAAAGGAGAUGCAGGAGCACUACCAAUACACUUGCCCCAUUUGUUCAAAAUCAGUAUGCGAUAUGUCAAAAGUGUGGGAGAAAUUCGAUGCCGAGAUUGCUGCAACACCUAUGCCAGAAUCUUACCGGAACGAGAAGGUUUGGAUUCUUUGCAAUGACUGUGGAACCAGCUCAGAAGUUCAAUUUCACAUCGUUGCUCAGAAGUGUCCUAGUUGCAAGUCUUACAACACACGCCAAACAAGAGGGAGAUAGAUAAAUAAUGUAUUAGAUGGGACUAAAAAGGGGAUUGCACCAAUCGCAAGAUCUUUGCCAAUUCUAAUUCACUCGUAAAAUUGAUGGGAAGCACUGCAGCAAGGACUUGUCAACUGCCUCCUUCAAAUGGCGCUGUAAAAGAUAAGAAUUCCUUUUGAAUUGGCAAUUUGUACUUCAUAUUUCCCACGAUAGUUGAAAACCUUAUUUAAGUUUGAGACUAUUUCUUAUGAACUCUAUAAUGCAAUUUUUCUUUUCCCCUAAA
Messenger RNA from Ipomoea nil (Japanese morning glory), 3619 nucleotides. Its product is annotated as E3 ubiquitin-protein ligase MIEL1. The coding region runs from base 2422 to 3357 and encodes 311 amino acids. Gene Ontology annotation, molecular function: ubiquitin protein ligase activity; zinc ion binding. The record is from RefSeq and is a predicted model, not a curated record. Gene Ontology annotation, cellular component: nucleus. The transcript has 11 exons. Lineage: Eukaryota; Viridiplantae; Streptophyta; Magnoliopsida; Solanales; Convolvulaceae. Gene Ontology annotation, biological process: ubiquitin-dependent protein catabolic process; protein ubiquitination.